AAACCAUAAAUAAGCAUGAGAAGCAAACGAGCACCCAAUGGAAUUAAAUGCAUCAAAGAAUUAAGCCAUGGGUCCUCUUGUGUUGCUUCAAUUCCUCUUAAUCCUGUUAUGGCCAGUGGUGGCAACAUCAAAGUUGCCCGUUGCAAAGUCCUAUUGCUUGGAUAAAUGUGGUAAUAUCACAGUUCCCUACCCCUUUGGCUUCGGAGCUAAAGAGUGUUACAAAGAUCAAAGCUUUCGGCUAACUUGCAACGAAAGUUACGGCCCUGUAAAACUGUUUGCAGGGAGCAUGGAAGUUCUAGAUAUUUCAUGGCAAGGACAGGUGCGUGUAUGGGUCAAUGUAAGCUAUGAUUGUUACAACAAGUCAGGCCAAAAUACUGUUUGGGAAUACUCUUCAAUGGAGAAGUAUACAGACACUUUCACGUUCUCUGAGACAGAGAACAAAUUCACGGUUCUGGGUUGCGACACCAAAGCUGAAAUCAACGUCAAAAGCCGUCAGUUCCAGAGUGGUUGUAGCAUGUUCUGCAACAAUAUAUCUGAUGUGAUCGAUGGAUCAUGUACAGGCAUCGGCUGUUGGCAGACUCCAAUUCCAAAGGGCUUCGGAGAGUACCUUAUAAGUAUCGACAGCUUUGCCAAUCACACUGAGAUCGUUGAUUUCAAUCCCUGUAGUUACGCUUUCCUCGUUGACAAAAACUGGUUCAACUUCACAGUCUCGGAUCUCUUGGAUUUCACUAAGAAAAUAGAACGAACAGGUUAUGUGCGAGUUCCAGUCGUGCUUGAUUGGGCCGUUGAUAAAAAAUCGUGUGAAGAAGCUAAGAAAGACCUCACUACUUACGCAUGCGGCAACAACAGUUUCUGUGUUGUCUCCAAGAACGGUGUUGGGUACAGCUGCAAUUGUUCCAAAGGUUACCAAGGUAACCCUUACCUUCCAAACGGAUGCGAAGACAUAGAUGAAUGUAUAGAUCCAUAUAAUAGUCCCUGCAAUUCGACCUGUAGCAAUCUGCCUGGAGAUUACAUAUGCUCUUGCCCACCUGGUUAUGAUGGAGACGGGAAAAAGAAUGGACUUGGAUGUAUUCCUCCUCACACUAACAAGCCAUUUCCAGUGAUUCACGUCACCGUAGGUACUGGCUUGGUCUCCUUAUUUCUACUUCUUGGUAUCUUAUUUGUGCUUUGGGCACUUCAAAAGAGAAAGGACAACAAACUCAAACAAAAAUUCUUCCAGCAAAAUGGAGGUUUCUUGUUAAAACAACAGAUAUCUUCCCAUGAAAGACCAGUUGAAGUUGCCAAAAUCUUUACAGUAGAAGAACUAAAGGAAGCAACUAACAACUAUGCUCAAAGCCAGAUUCUUGGUCGAGGAGGCUAUGGUACGGUUUACAAAGGAAUUCUACCUGAUCAUAGAACUGUUGCCAUUAAGAAAUCAAAAAAAGUUGAUGAAAGUCAGAUCGAGCAAUUCAUAAAUGAGGUGGUUAUUCUCUCCCAAAUUAACCAUAGAAAUGUGGUGAAGUUACUGGGUUGUUGCUUAGAGACUGAGGUUCCUAUAUUAGUAUAUGAAUUUGUUACAAACAAAACCUUAUUCCACCAUAUCCAUGGCGAGGGAUGCAAUUCUCUAAUUUCUUGGGAUAUUCGUCUAAGGAUAGCUGCUGAAACAUCAGAGGCGAUUGCUUAUUUGCAUUCGGCAGCUUCGCCACCUAUCAUUCACAGGGAUGUUAAGUCCGCAAAUAUACUAUUGGACGAUAAUUAUAUGGCAAAAGUGUCUGACUUUGGUGCAUCCAGGUUGGUUCCUUUAGACCAAACUCAAAUUAGUACACUAGUGCAAGGAACAUUGGGGUACUUAGACCCAGAGUACCUUCAAUCAAGUCAACUCACCGAAAAAAGUGAUGUUUAUAGUUUUGGCGUAGUACUUGUGGAGCUAUUAACGGGAAAGAAGGCACUUUACUACAAUGGGCCAGGUAGAGAUACAAAUCUAGCCAUGCUUUUUGUCACUAAAAUCAAAGAGGGUAUGGUUUGGGAUAUUAUAGAUGAUCGGAUACUGACUGAAGGAUGUAAAGAGAAACUCCCCACAGUCUUAGAACUAGCUGAAAGAUGUUUAAGACUAAAAGGGGAAGAAAGGCCUACAAUGAAGGAAGUGGCAAUGGAGUUACAAGGGUUGAGGAGGGAUCAAACUUGUGUUAUGCAAAACCUUAGGAAGGUGGAAUAUGUGCUUGUUGAACCAUUAGCCUUGCAUAGUCACAACACUAUUGGGUACAACAGUUUGACUAAUGAAGCACUAGAAUCUUUAGAUGGUGGGCGAUGAUUGUAGCUAUCAAAUUUCAUUGUAAUCUUCCUUCUUUAAUUUCUCUCCAAUUCUGGUGUUGUUG
Messenger RNA from Telopea speciosissima, 2354 nucleotides. Its product is annotated as wall-associated receptor kinase 2-like. The transcript has 3 exons. Gene Ontology annotation, molecular function: ATP binding; protein serine/threonine kinase activity; calcium ion binding. NCBI's taxonomy places the organism in Eukaryota, Viridiplantae, Streptophyta, Magnoliopsida, Proteales, Proteaceae. The record is from RefSeq and is a predicted model, not a curated record. Gene Ontology annotation, cellular component: plasma membrane. Gene Ontology annotation, biological process: cell surface receptor signaling pathway; protein phosphorylation. The coding region runs from base 68 to 2290 and encodes 740 amino acids.